AUGGUUGGGAGCGUAACUCCUCAAAACGUUGAUGAUAUUUUCGUCUUGCUAAUCGAACAUGACGCUGCAUCAGUCGCGUCCCUCACGUCAAUGCUUGAACCAUUUUCAAAAAAAGUGAUUAGCAUGGAUGCGGUAAGCAAGGCUCUAUCCAUAAUUGAGAAACAGAAAAAGGACAUCGGACUUGUCCUAGCCAACAUUGAAAUGCCUCAAUUAGAUUCACAUUCCUUCCUCACUGCUUUGCUUCAAAAGAACAUUCCUCUCACAUUGAUCAAUCCAGAGAAAAAAACAAAAAAACCAUCUGAUCUUUUGACAAAUAGAGCUUCUUUUACUCUAAAUAAGCCGAUUUCUGAAAUCGACAUCAAAAACAUGUGGCAAUACGUGUUACAUAAAAAGAGUCAAGAGUUAAUGAAAAUUAACAUGACUGAAGACCAAGAAAAUGUUAUAGACAAAGAUAUAGAUCAGAUUGAAGCUUUUAGGGCAAGCCUUAAGAGGCAGAGAACAAGUCAAGCUUCUUUGUUAGGAAGACAACAUUUCAUCAGCAAAUUCACAACUUAUGAAGCAUACCAUAAGAGAAAAAUUAUAACAAAUGUCGAACGAGAAUCUAAACCAGGUUGUCCUAUUGAAGUUGAGAAUAAGAGAAAAGAAUGGAUGAAAGUGGAUAAUAGUGUUGGAAGACGUCAGAGUUUGUGGACUAAUGAGCGCCACAUGAAGUUUUUAGCUGCUAUUUCCAUUUUGGGUGAAAAAGAGUUUCGUCCCAAAUCCAUAUUGAAGAUUAUGAAUGACCCAAACUUAACUCAUCGCCAAGUCGCUAGCCACCUUCAGAAAUACAAAACUCAAAUUGAACGGAUAAGAAACAUAUUGUCGAUAAAUGAAUGGAAACCGACAAAAAAAACAGUCGAAUACCCUUCGGAUUACGAAUAUCCUUUCAAAACAUCCAACUUAAUUAAGAAUCUCAUUGCAAGUAACUCCUUGUGGAAUUCUUUAAGAAAGAAAAAUUCUUCAUCAUCAUCAUCACCCAUCAAUCCAUUAUUAUUUAAAAAUCCUACCGUCGAGAGAAAGAAAAAUAUGUCAAAGUUUCAUCGCAGCAAAAAAUUGGACCUAAGCAAUCAUUCGCGUUUGGGUAACGUAUUUAACAAGUCAUCCAUGAAUGUUGCUUCUAUUCCUUCAACCAUAAGUAGUAAUCCAACUCUUUCUAUUGGUAAUGCUAACCAUACUAGUCUAGUUCCAACUGGCUUAGGUAGUGAAAUCUUUCAUAAUCUUUCUGAUUUACCAUCAAACACAUGUGUAUAUCAAACAGAGUCCGCGAGGAUUUCCAUUCCGCAUUAUGAUCCUAACCCUCUUCACCCACCUAAAAUUGUCCAUGAAGUUGAUAUAAACCACAUAAAUUUAGAUUUUCCUUCUGUACCAGCUUCUUUUGUUCCUCUAGAGGAUCUAUGCAAUUUGGAUGAAAAUUAUAAUUUACUUCCAAAUAGUACCAUGAACUCUUUUGAAACCAAUAUAGACCAGAUGAGUUCGAAUCCAUUUAUAGAAAACCAUAGUCAUCAUAGAAUCAAUAUGAACCAUAUAGAUUGGAAUCCUUCAACAGACAAUUAUGUUUUUCCUCAAACUGAUAUGAAUAUAACUUUUCCUAGAAAUAAUACAAACCAGAAGGAGUCAGUUUCUUCAAAAUAUGGUUAUGUUCCUCCUAAAAUUAUGAUUCCAUCUGAAGUGGAUAUUAAUUUAAUGGGAAUAGGUUAUUUUGGAGGAAAUGUUCUUCCUCAAAAAGAAGUUGGUAUGAACGAUGUGGGUUUAGUUUAUGGUGAAAUGCCUUAUGAAUUCCCUAUGAAAACCAAUAUGACCACUUUGGAAACUAAUACAAAUGAAGGUCUAGAUGUUUCUAUUGAAAACCUGAUUUCUUUUGACAUUGGCGUCGAGAAAAAUAUGGCUUAUUGGUUAGAAGAAACUAGUUUUUCUGAGGGAAAUAAUCUUUUGCCUUCUAGUUAUCUUACCGACAAUGUUGCCUUUAGAAAACCAAUAGAUUCAACCCCUAACACUAGUAUGGAGAACCAUGAUAAUUUUGUUGCUAUAAAUAUUGGAUCGACAAGUCAGCAGCAUAAUACGAUGGAAUCCUGCGAGUAUCAUAAUGUAGAAGCUGUGAAUCAAAAAGAUGAUAUAGGGGGAGAAGAUCAUCUUGAAGAUUAUCGUGACUGCAUAGAUUGGAUUGAUCAAGUGAUGAAUAAAGAUGUAUGA
This is a messenger RNA of Camelina sativa (false flax), 2229 nucleotides long. Its product is annotated as putative two-component response regulator-like APRR6. Lineage: Eukaryota; Viridiplantae; Streptophyta; Magnoliopsida; Brassicales; Brassicaceae. Gene Ontology annotation, biological process: phosphorelay signal transduction system. The record is from RefSeq and is a predicted model, not a curated record. Gene Ontology annotation, molecular function: DNA binding.